Messenger RNA from Quercus lobata, 1596 nucleotides. RefSeq names its product serine/threonine-protein phosphatase 7 long form homolog. Gene Ontology annotation, biological process: meristem maintenance; meristem development. Lineage: Eukaryota; Viridiplantae; Streptophyta; Magnoliopsida; Fagales; Fagaceae. The transcript has 6 exons. The record is from RefSeq and is a predicted model, not a curated record. The coding region runs from base 544 to 1431 and encodes 295 amino acids.
UCCAGCUGGAAAUCGAGUCUUUUAGACUCGAUUUCCACGUGUAUUCCAGACUGAAAUCGAGUCUUAGAGACUCGGUUUCCAAUUGGGGAUUUUCAAAUUUAACGUCUUCGUCUAUUGCAUUUGUCUCACUUUCACUCACACUCACGCUCACACCCUCUCACUCUCACACAAACCAGAGCGCUCUCACUCUCUCACCCUCAGUCUUACAUUUUCAUUUCCCACACUCACAAAACUCUCUCAUUUUCUCUCUAUCUCUCACACGGCCUCUGACAUUCACACACGCUCACACACACACAGAACCCCGCCGGCGUCGACGAGCAGAGCCCAGCCCAGCCCAGCGACGACGCCGACGAGGCUGAGCCCAGCCAUCGGCUCCUCUCCUCGUCGAUCUCUCUCUCCCUCACUAGGAGAUCCUUUCUCCUUUUCUCCCUCUCUCUCAUUACCACCCCCAUACCCAUUCCGAUUUUGGUUGAUGACAUUCUUGCUUGGAUAGUGCAUAUUGUUGCUGCCAUCCUUAAGACUUUCCAAAUUUCUGGCUUCAGUAUGGAUGCUGCAAAUGCUGGACGGAUUGACCAUACACGGCCUGGCCCUAUUGACGAUUCGGUGUUAACGUUGCAGUCCACCCAUCGAUCAGAAGCUAUUUGGAAUGGGCAGGAUCCAGGGGCCCUUACUUGCCGUGGCCGUACUGAAGAGUUCUCCAACCGAGAACCAAUGGUAGAUGAUCGAGUUGUUGAUAUUAUUAAGGCAUUGGGCUUGGAGGGACUGCUGAGGCAGCCGGGUAGAGAGCUUGACCACGGCCUAAUUACAGCCUUAGUGGAGCGAUGGCGGCCCGAGACUCACACCUUCCACAUGCCACAUGGUGAGAUGACCAUUACAUUGCAGGAUGUGGAGGUGAUUCUCGGGCUUCCUAUCGAUGGUGACGCUGUAACAGGGAGCACACAGAAAACUUGGACGGCUGUGUGCGAGGAGUUCCUUGGCUUUCAACCUAUAACUCAAGACCAGCAUAAGGAACUUCAUGGCCAAAGGAUUCUCAUCAAACGGCUUUUGGAGCAAGUUGCUAAUCCAUUGCCGCCUAAUGCCGAAGAGGAUGAGCUGCAUAAGUACGCACGAUGCUAUAUCCUAGCGCUACUAGGGGACACAAUAUUCAUGGACAAAUCUGGCGAUAGGGUGCAUCUAAUGUGGGUGCAGCAGUUGGAAGACCUUCGCAACCCACGAAGGUACAGUUGGGGGAGUGCUUGCCUUGCAUGGUUGUACCGAGAGCUAUGCAGGGCAAGCCAUAAGGAAACCAGUCAAAUCGGUGGAUGCUUACUGUUGCUGCAGUAUUGGGUAUGGGCCAGGUUCCCUUAUUUGUGCCCGGCAAUUGAGCGUGGCCCACCAGCAGGCGCUUAUGGUCCUCCAGCGCGUGGUCCUCUAUACCUGAAGUGGGCGUGAGUCCCAAACAAGAAAAACAGGCCUGCCCACAUCUUCAGGGAUAGGUAUCGCCAGCAAAUAGCUUCAAUGCUGCCAAGCCAGGUGGUGUGGCAGCCAUAUGAAGCUGAUUUUGAGCACCUUCCGCCAUGGUGCGUUGCAGGGAGGGCUGUGUGGACGGCAACGGUG